This is a messenger RNA of Benincasa hispida (wax gourd), 2118 nucleotides long. RefSeq names its product CDPK-related kinase 7-like. Gene Ontology annotation, biological process: protein phosphorylation. Gene Ontology annotation, molecular function: protein kinase activity; ATP binding; calcium ion binding. NCBI's taxonomy places the organism in Eukaryota, Viridiplantae, Streptophyta, Magnoliopsida, Cucurbitales, Cucurbitaceae. The record is from RefSeq and is a predicted model, not a curated record.
UUCGACUGCUGCCCUAGGGUUUCACAUCCAUGGGAAUUUGUCAUGCGAAGGUGAUCGCAAACCCUAAGGCGAAAUGCGAGGAAAUUACCGAUUCACAAACCAGAAAUUCCCCUUCUAAUUUGCCGUUCUUCACUCCAAGUCCUCUGUCGAGCGUCUUCAAGAACUCACCAUCAGGUGGUACAAAGCGACGUUCCCGUUCACGUUCUCGGCCGUUUCCACCGCCGUCGCCGGCAAAACACAUAAAGGAACUGCUCGCCCGACGCCAUGGCUCUGGUAAGCCGAAUCAGGCGGCGAUUCCUGAAAAUAACGACGGCGACGGCGAUGGCGACGGGGAGGUUGUGGAAUUGAAUAAGGAAUUUGGAUAUUCCAAGGAAUUUGUGGGGAAUUUUGAGAUUGGGGAAGAAGUAGGGCGCGGCCAUUUUGGGUUUACUUGCAAAGCUAAAGCGAAGAAGGGAAAUCUCAAGGGUCGGAAUGUUGCUGUGAAGAUCAUCGCUAAAUCUAAGAUGACGACAGCGAUAGCCGUCAAAGACGUAAAAAGGGAAGUGAAAAUAUUGCGGGCUUUGAAUGGACAUAAGAACUUGGUGCAGUUCCAUGGAGCGUUUGAAGAUGACACAAACGUUUACAUAAUUAUGGAGUUAUGCGAAGGCGGUGAACUACUCGAUCGGAUGCUUUCAAGGGGUGGAAUAUACUCAGAAGAAGAUGCUAAGAUUGUCAUGGUUCAGAUUUUAAGCGCGGUCGCCUUCUGUCAUCUCCAAGGCAUCGUCCACCGUGAUCUCAAGCCAGAGAAUUUUCUUUUCACAACAAAGGAGGAAAAUUCAACACUAAAGGUUAUUGACUUCGGACUCUCGGAAUAUGUAAAUCCAGAUGAGAAACUGAAUGAUAUAGUUGGCAGUGCAUAUUAUGUAGCUCCUGAAGUCCUGAAUAGAUCAUAUGGGACCGAAGCCGACAUGUGGAGUAUCGGUGUGAUUGCCUAUAUUCUUUUAUGUGGAAGCAGGCCUUUUUGGGACAGGACCGAAUCUGGUAUAUUUCGAACCGUGUUAAGGGAAGAACCGAGCUUCGACGAUGAACCUUGGCCAUCUUUAUCUUCAGAUGCAAAAGACUUUGUCCAAGGAUUACUGCAUAAAGACCAACAUAAAAGAUUAACUGCUGCUCAGGCUUUGUGUCAUCCUUGGCUGACAAAUCAUCCUGAUGCCAAGAUUCCAUUGGAUAUGAUAGUUUAUAAGCUUGUUAGAGCAUAUAUCUACUCAUCGUCUUUGCGUAAAUUAGCGUUAAACGCUCUUGCAAAGACAUUAUCCUUCGUGCAGCUCGCUUAUCUUCGAGAACAAUUCGAUCUCUUAGGUCCGAACAAAAACGGGUUCAUCUCUUUACAGAACUUUAAGACGGCUUUGAUGAAAGCUUCGACUGAUGCAAUGAACGAUUCGGGGGUGAUAGAGUACGUUGACAUGGUGAGUUCCUCACAGUAUAAAAGGUUGGAUUUUGAAGAAUUUAGUGCAGCUGCCAUAAGUGUGCAUCAGUUAAAAGGUAUUGAAAGUUGGGAACAACAUGCAAGAUAUGCUUAUGACCUUUUUGAGGAGUAUGGAAACAGACCAAUUAUGAUAGAGGAACUUGCCUCAGAACUCGGAUUGGCGCCAUCUGUCCCGCUUCACGUGGUUCUUAAAGAUUGGUUAAGACCCUCAGAUGGGAAACUUAGUUUCAUGGGAUUCAUCAAACUUUUGAGUGGAGUCCCCUCUUGUACAAACAAGAAGACUUGACAUUAAUUCAAAGCUGUUCUACCUAUUACUCCUUGAUCCAAAAUGGCCAAGGAGAUGAUACGAAACCCGACUCGAGCAGCGUUGAGAAGUUCGUUACUUUUUCUUGAUCAGAGAUUAUCUUCAUCGAAUAUAUACUUCAUACACAUACAGUGAGAGACAAGAAAAUUUUUCCUUUCAUAUUCAAACAAUUCUCUCUUUUUUGGUGAGUUCAAAUUAAGAUGAUUGUAUAGACUUUUGUGUAGCAUGUCUGUUUGAAGUAACUUAAAAUCUGUUUAAGCUUUGACUGAAGUCUUUGAUGUUCAAGGAUUUCCAUUUGUUGGCUAUGCAAUGCUCUGUAACUUAAUAUAGUCAUUUUUUUUGGGGACAA